Molecule: messenger RNA, 501 nt
Organism: Mucor mucedo
Lineage: Eukaryota; Fungi; Mucoromycota; Mucoromycetes; Mucorales; Mucoraceae
Exons: 2
Coding region: 1-501 (166 amino acids)
Source: RefSeq, a predicted model, not a curated record
AUGCCUUACAAUUCCAACCGUCGAGUCAAUACCCCUAUGGCCAGUCAGCCCAGCCGCACAGUUUCAUACAAUUCAGGUGGUCUUAAUGAGAGAUUCAGUAAAAUUGUAAACAGUCAAAAAAGCAAGCCCAACCCUACCACAACACGUCCUUCUGGUCCCAGCACUAAUUCCAGUGUAUUCAGUCGUCUUCGUGGCGCCAAACCUGUUCGUGCAAAGAACACGAUUCAAAGUCGACUUGGAAAGAUUGGUGGAGGAGUAAAAAAGAGUAAUAAAGUGACAGCUGUUCGCAAACAUGUUGUAACAAAGAAGAAGACAACAAUCGGUAAGAAACCAGUACAAAAGAAAAAGGUGGUCAAGAAACCCGCUUCUGCACAAGAUCUUGAUAAAGCUUUGGAUGAUUAUAUGAUGAAGGACCCAAAAACUAUGCAAGCAAGAUUGGAUGCUGAUAUCACCUCUUACAUGGCCGAAGCAGAGGAUAUUCUCAUGGAUGACAACUUGUAG